AUGGGACCCAAGUAUCCUUUGGAAGUGCCGGCAGACUCCCCCUUUCCCAUAGGGAACAUUCCUUUCGGUAUCUUUAGUACUCCAGAAGGAGACGGACUGGGUAGAGCCGGUGUUGCUGUUGGGAGUUAUGUCCUAGAACUGGAUAAAUUGGCCAAGCAUGGAGUAUUCGAUAGCAUUGGCCUCGAAAGCCAACUAGGUGACAUGUUUUUGGCUCCUGUUCUGAACAAGUUUGCGGCUCUUUCCACCAAGGACCGUAGCCUUGUCAGAACAACAAUCAUCAAGAACCUGUCAGACGGCGGGUCUCCUCUAUAUGAGAAUCAAGAACUCAACAAUGAGGCAUUUAUUCCUUUGAAUAAAGUGCAGAUGCACAUGCCGGUGUCUGUGACCGAUUACACGGACUUUUUCAGUUCCUACGUGCACGCGGACAAUGUGAGUGGAAUGCGAAGCUUCAACAGUCCCAUCCCAACAGCAUUCUGGGAAUAUCCAAUGGGCUAUAACGGCCGUAUAUCAUCCAUCACGGUCUCCGGAACCGAUGUCGUCCGACCACGGGGUAUCUUCAAGCCUGGUGGAUCUGAUAAAACGGGCUAUAAUACUUGCGAGAAAUUAGAUUUCGAGGUGGAAAUGGCCAGUAUCAUCGCCACACCUAUUGAAGCCCCGAACUCGGUGUCUGCGAAAGAGGCACCAGACCACAUCUUUGGCUAUGUUUUGUUGAAUGACUGGUCGGCCCGAGAUAUCCAAAGUCACGAGAUGUAUCCUUUCGGACCGUUUCACUCCAAGAGUUUCCUGACGAGCAUAUCUCCCUGGGUCGUAACGCUGGAUGCGCUUAGAGGGAGCCCGACAGCCGCGAUACCAACCGUCGAGUCCAAAGUAUCUCCCAUCUUGGACUUGGACGAGAAAGACCAAGGUGUUUUUGAUGUUGACCUGAGAGCUAGAGUAUCUCGCAAAGGUGGAGAGGAGGUUGAACUUGUCCGCACCAAGAUGGCCGAUGCGUACUGGAGCCCAUACCAGCACGUGGCAUACCAAUCCUCAUCGGGUUGUGGAUUGCACGCAGGCGAUAUAUUGGGUACGGGCACGUUCUCAUCUCCAGAUACUCGGCCACCUCAAGGCCCGGACGAGAAAUCUUACACGACCUUUGGUUGUUUAGCCGAGGUGCAUAUUGUCGGCCACAAGCUUCCUGAUGUCAGUGGCGAGAAAUUCGACUGGUUGAAGGACGGCGACAGAUUGACGAUAGAGGGCUGGUUCAAGACGCCAGAUGGGAGCAAGGCUGGCUUCGGAGGUGUCACUGGUGUGGUGCUGCCGGCCAAGUCGUCCUAGA
Molecule: messenger RNA, 1315 nt
Organism: Exophiala oligosperma
Lineage: Eukaryota; Fungi; Ascomycota; Eurotiomycetes; Chaetothyriales; Herpotrichiellaceae
Product: fumarylacetoacetase
Exons: 6
Coding region: 1-1314 (437 amino acids)
Biological process (GO): homogentisate catabolic process; L-phenylalanine catabolic process; L-tyrosine catabolic process
Molecular function (GO): fumarylacetoacetase activity
Source: RefSeq, a predicted model, not a curated record